AUGAGCGAUUCCGGGGUCCAGAGACCUGCUCGUGCCGCACAGGGCUACGCUUCUGAUACUUUCAAGGAAGUGAAGGAAUUCAAGCCGGGCGACUACGUCGUGUACAAGAGUCCUUCCUCCGAUCAAUACUACUUGUAUGAUCCCUAUCCCGGGGUAGGACCAGCCGGUCCUGCAAACGGUGGAGCAUCUGCAGGUCAAGGGUAUAGUUCUGGAGGAUCCACUGCGGAGAAAGGAAACAGUGUCGGUGGAGCAACUGCAGAUCAAGGGUACAAUAUUGGAGGAUCUGCUGCAGAGAAAACGGGCGAUGACGGUGGAGCAACUGCAGGUCAAGGGUACAGUGUUGGAGGACCCACUGAGAAGAAAGCGGACGGUGUCGGUGGAGCAGCUCCAAGUCCAGGGUACAGUAUUGGAGGAGUUGCUGCCCAGAAAGGGGACCGUCUUGGUGAACCUACUCCAAGUCAAGGUUACAGUCUUGGAGGAUCUUCUGCAACUCAAGGGUACAAUUUUGGAGGAUCUUCUCCAACUCAAGGGUACAGUCUUGGAGGUUCUUCUCCAACUCAAGGGUACAGUCUUGGAGGAUCUGCCGCACAGCCAGCGGACGAUGUUGAUGAAUCUGCUGGAAAUCAAGGGUACGGUCUAGGCGUAUCCACUGCGGAUAAAGAAGACGAAGUCGACGGACCCACCGAAGAGGACGAUGCCGAUGCCGGUAACAAUGGAUCUGGUGGGGGUCAAGGGUACGGGCUUGGCGGAUCCGCUGCUGAUCUAAAUACGCCCUUACCCGAUUCCGGCGGAUCUGAUGCGGUCGAAGAUUCGGCUAAGGAUGAUGCAGCUGAGGGUAAAGAAUCCUCAUCGUACGAUUUUGGAGGAUUAGCACUGGGAGGACUUUCCUCGUCUGGUGUGGAGGGGUCGGAUGGCUUAUCCUCGUUUGACUUCAAUGGACUCGACUUGGACCAAGGGUACUACACGCUCGGAGACUCGGACCUGGGGGAAGGAUUCUCCUCUUCCGGACUGGGGAUAUCUGGUGCAGGUCUAGACGCUUCUCUGGGAUCCUACCAGGGCGCAGGAUAUUCACAAUUCGGAACCGAUGAAACGAAGUCGUAUGAGUUCGGCUCCGCGGAGAUAAGCGAUGACGAUGAUAAAACUCCUUCCGUGCCGAACGGAUCCACAUACGUGAUCCAGAGUACGACAAAGGACAUACCAUCACCUCCAAAAAUUGAAUAUGGUGGAUUCACACCUAUGACUCCUUCUUCUUCUUAUCAACCGCCAGCAGCUCCGUCGAACCCGAACCCUCCGGUGCCGGAUUAUGCUCAACCCCAGAAAGACGCUCCAUCAGACAGCAAUGGAAGCCCCACAGACUUCCAGCCUGCAACGCCUCCGGUGUCACAAAAUGUUCCGUCUUAUGGUGUUCAGGUUGAAAUACCUAAAUUCACCUACCAACUUCCGCUCGAGAGCAAACCCGAACCGAAGAAUACUUAUGGAGCUCCUCCAGAACUGCCAACUAUCAGCUACAGCCCACCCAAACAAAGUUACGGUCCACCUCCCGGGCCUCCAUCAAACGGCUAUGGUCCUCCCCCUGCGCCACCCAAACCAAGUUAUGGUCCUCCUCCCGGGCCUCCAUCAAACGGCUAUGGUCCUCCCCCUGCGCCGCCCAAACCAAGUUAUGGUCCUCCCCCCAGGCCUCCAUCAAACGGCUAUGGUCCUCCCCCUGCGCCACCCAAACCAAGUUAUGGCCCUCCUCCUGAACCUCCUGCAAGCAGUUAUGGCCCUCCUCCAGAACCACCCAAACCGAGUUAUGGUCCUCCACCUCCAGAACGACCCACGAAUGGCUACGGCCCACCGAUCGAGGCACCAUUGUCGCCCUAUGGGCUCCCAAGGGUUCCCAAGAAUGGAGGGUCUCAAUCCAUUCCUGCAUAUAGUCUACCAGACUCCAGCUCGAGUGGCAUAGGUGGAACUUACGGAGUCCCCAGCAAGUUGCUUCCAGACGAAGUUGAAGACUCUGGAAGUGGAAGUGGAAGUGGAGGUGGGUCGUCCUCUGGGUACGGAGCUCCUCUUCAGCCUUCUCCCUCGAACGGCGAGCAGCCAUCCGGAUACGGAGCCCUGCCGCCGCUUCCUGUAGCGACUUACGGUCCCCCUAAGCCCCAGCCCCCUGCUCCCGAACCACCAAAACCACCGAAGGAACCUCCAAAGGAGGAACCAAAGGAAGAACCCCCAAAACCUCAACCGUACGGCCAGGUUCACAUUCGACACGAGCAUGCAGGUCCGGAAUUUCUCUACGAUCGUCGACCCAAGCAACCAAACGACAUCAAAGAGGGGAAACAAGACUUCCUACAUCUAACAAAGGUACUCUUGCAGCAACCAUACCACGGAAUCCGAAAGCCACCCCCACCACCUCCGGCCGCACCACCACCACCACCACCACCACCACCUCCACCUCCGCCAGAAAAACCAAAGGAAACACCCAAGGGCUAUGGAAGCGCAUUACCCGCACCCGCGCCCAGCAAUUCGUAUGGCCCACCACCCGCGAAUUCAUAUGGCCCACCACCUUCACCACCCGCAAAUUCAUAUGGCCCACCACCCGUGAAUUCGUAUGGCCCACCACCCUCACCACCCGUGAAUUCGUAUGGCCCACCACCCUCACCACCAGUGAAUUCGUAUGGCCCACCACCUUCACCACCCGUGAAUUCGUAUGGCCCACCACCUGCCCCCAAACCGGAUAAUGGCUACGGGCCUCCGAAGCCUGGUAACGGUGAAGGUGGGGAAGAAGAAAAUGGAGAAGAUGACGAGGAAGAUAAUGGGAAUGGGAAUGGGAAGGAGAAUGGGAAAGGGAAAGAGAAUGGAAACGGGAAAGAGAAUGGGAAUGGGAAUGGGAAGAAGAAUGGGAACGGAAAGAAGAAAGGGAAUGGAAAGUUCUUGAAACCCCUGGUCCUCAACGGAAACUCUGGGCUCGGCACCUACAGCUUCCCAGAUCAAUCCUCCCAAGGCCUCGGGUACGGAGGCCUCGGCGGAUACGGUCUCUCUUCCAGCAGCAGCGGCCAGGACUUGGGAGAUUUGGCUUCCUCGUCGCAAGGAAUCGGCAGCUCUUCCUCUUCUUCGGGAGGGUCUCCCCCGAGCAAAUUGGCCAGCCUCAAAAGCUUUUUCAAAGCACUCUUCGGCAAGCAGAGGAAACGUCGAUCCGCGAACUUCAAACCGGUCCGAUCUCUUCGACGACAUUGA
Messenger RNA from Darwinula stevensoni, 3213 nucleotides. NCBI's taxonomy places the organism in Eukaryota, Metazoa, Arthropoda, Ostracoda, Podocopida, Darwinulidae. The record is from the annotation of a GenBank genome assembly.